Molecule: messenger RNA, 1029 nt
Organism: Rotaria sordida
Lineage: Eukaryota; Metazoa; Rotifera; Eurotatoria; Philodinida; Philodinidae
Source: the annotation of a GenBank genome assembly
AUGUCUGAUACUUCGAAAAUAAUUUCAUUUUUACAAAAUACACCUAAUCUACAUCGUUUGAAUAUUACUUUAUGGUCGAAAUUUAUUAAUGGUCAUCAAUGGGAACGUGUCAUUUGUAACUAUUUACCAAAAUUGAAAGUAUUUCAACUUCGAAUGAAUGAUACAUUUUAUAAUGUUAAUAUAGAAGAACAAGCAAAUGAAUUCGUUAACUCAUUUCGAAGUUCAUUUUGGAUUGAUGAACAUAAUUGGUUUAUUCGAUGUAUUACAUCAGACAAUACAAUUCAUCUUUAUACUUUAUCAGAAUUAUUCAAUUAUUAUGAAUUAAAACAUCCUGAUUUGUUACAAUCGACAUAUCUGCAUGAUAAUCAACAAGAGUUUUAUAAUAACAUAACUUCGAUCAUGUUCGAUUAUUUUUUUAAUUCAUCAAUUCCAUCCAAUAUAAGUUUACCAAACAUUCAAGAACUUGAUAUAAAAUUUCCUAUCAAUAAUCAAUUUUGGUCUAUAGUUCCAAAUUUAAAACGACUCCAUUCACUUAAAAUAUUAUCUUGUACUGAUGAGUUUUAUUCUCAAUUACAAUUUUUACUUGAUCAAGCACAUCAUCUUUCUAGAUUAGCUGCUCAUCAAGAUCUUUCAUUGCCAUUUCAAUUAUCAUUAUUCAAAUUAAUAAAUAAAAUAGUUCGUAUUCUGAAUUUAAAUAAUUAUUAUUGUUUUAAUGAAGAAAAAUGUGUUACAUUGAAUUCUUCAUUAUUGGGUAUCCAAUGUCAAAUACUUUAUGUUCGAAUUGAAUAUCUUGAAAGUGUUAUUAUUAUUUGUAAAAAUAUGAUCAAUCUCCGAGUAUUAUAUGUUAAAUGUACAGAUGGAAAAAAUACCGUAUACUUGCCAAAACCAAAGGAGAAUGAUCAAUUUUUCAAUGUGAAACAGAUAAACAUAGAUGAAGUUAUUAAAUGGUUAAAAGAUCGUUUACCAUCAACGUAUUUGAUCGUAGAAGAUCCAAAUUGGUCCUAUCAUCUUCAAAUAUGGAUCAAAUAA